GUCGUACCCUUAUGGACGGAAUAUUUGCAAUAAACAAACCUUCAGGGGUGACUUCCAGCAACUUUCUUACUCGUUUGAACAAGAUAUUUAAUGAGUCUGAGGUUUUCAAGCCCGCACUUGAUGAAAUCAGAAAAGAGCUCCAUAGAACUCAACCUAAGGGUUAUAAAAAGAAGCUUCGCCAACUUAAAGUGAAAAUGGGCCACGGUGGUACUUUGGACCCUCUAGCAUCCGGGGUAUUGAUCGUUGGAGUUGGAUCUGGUACUAAGAAGCUUGGAGGCUACCUGAAUGGCUCAGUCAAAGUCUAUGAAGCAGAAGCACUCUUUGGCGGAUCGACAACAACUGGAGACUCCGAAGGACAGUUGUUGACAAUUAGCGGAGUCGACCAUAUCACAAAAGAGAAAGUUGAAUUGUUAAAGAAGAUGUUUGUUGGUCAUUUACAGCAGACUCCGCCAAUUUUCAGUGCUCUAAAAAUGGAAGGAAUGCCUCUCUAUGAGUAUGCGAGACGCGGUCUACCUCUUCCCCGCAAGAUAGAGCCAAGAGAAGUUCAAGUGUAUGAGCUUGAUUUAAAGAAUGACUGUCUCAGCACAGAUCAUCCAUAUGAAUUUCUUAAAAGUGAGGUCGACGAAGACGGAACCGCACUUGUUGACAAGCUGAGCGGAAAUCCAACACUGAAUGAUCACAAAGUGUCUUUUUCAAAAGAGUACAUGGAGCUAUGUGACCGUGAUGAAUCAUUGAGUCGCGAAUGUGAGCCUUUGAGAACCGUGGAGAAGUUCCCUGAUGGAUUUAAAGCACCACUGCUUCAUUUCACAUCUAAGGUUUCCUCAGGAACAUAUAUAAGGUCUUUGAUCAGUGAUAUGGGGCGUGCUGUUGGCUCGUCAGCGUACAUGGUGAAGCUCAUUCGUCGGAAUCAAGCUGAAUGGGACUUGGAAAAAAAUGUCUUUGAUAUAGAGGAUUUUGAGCAAGAUGCAAAAAUUUGGGGUCCUGUGCUCCGCAAAGUUUUCAAAGAGGGGGCUUCUGUGGAUGUGAAGAAAGAACUCGCGGCACUAGGCAUGGAUAGAAAACUCGAAGAGCACGAACAGGAAUCCAAACGUGUCAAGACCAAAGACUAGGUCAUAGUAGGACAGCUAGACACAGUAUUAAUAGAAUCCACGGGAUAUGAUGAGUUCUGGAGCCUGCGCUGGUGUGUUGGAAGGUGAAAGAGUUGCAUGCAAGGUAGGUGUCACCGUCAUCGAGGUAUUUAUCGUCUCCAUAGCUCUUUUUGAUCAAGGAGGAGGUUGAAGGGCACUUGAAUCCAAAAUCGGGCGGACAAUCUCGAACUAUUGCCUGACAGAUAUUCAGGCAAGGAAGCACCUCAUAGUAGCUCAAAGGCGGCUGGAUCGUUUGGGCAAUGAAAUCUGUUCUUCCUUCUGAUUGAUUGUACAGCUUGUACAGCGGAGCAUCUAAUGUAGAACAUCUAGGAAUGGUCACUGCACACAGCCAUUGCCGAUAUGAGUGUCUGCAAUCAUCGCAUGUCACUAUGGGUGAGUAUCUUGCGUCAAGUUCGGUGUCACAGGGUAUUUGUUGCAGCGCAUAGUCGAAGUUGACGUAAAGAGACGAGGAGUAGUUAUCGUAUAAGGCUGCAAGCUGGUCGACCGUCUGAGCUCCUUCAACUAGUGCGGCCGAUGCCGGAACAGCAUAUGCCACGUCCUUGCAGAAUUCCAGGUUGUGUAUGAUCUUGCACGCUUGCGAGUCGCGCAAAGUGAAGUUAAAGCGUUGGUGAACAAGCGUCACGUCGCUUCCAAAGAGAUGUUCUGUGAAGGUGGCAAAAUAGGUGCUGUUUCUUUGUAAUCCGGUGAUCUGAAUGAGGUUGCGAUCUCCCGUGACCGUGCUGUUGUUGAUCACCUGUGUCAACACUUCACUGGUGUAAUUUGCAUCGCUGUACAACGAAAGCACAAACUCGGUGUUUGGAUUUGACCACAAAUCCGCACCACUCAACAAAACGCUCUCGUCGUCCACAUCAACCACAGAAAUGAGGGUUUCUCCGGUGUAAUUAAAGUAGAUCGAUCCGCUAGAUAUUUCCAUCGUGUAGGUCCAUUCUUCAUUAUUCUUGCACUGGCCGCAUCCACCAGACAUCAGCCGUGCAAACAUGAAGGAGUGCAUGUUGACCUGGGUAUUGUUUAAAGUAAGGACGGCCUCAAAGUUCCUGAACUCGACCUUCUUGGUGUCCUCAAUACCUGUCAGAUCAUCGUCAAAGUCGUAAUAAAGCACCAAACCUUCGUCGCUGCUCCGCCAAGACGGAGGUCUGGAAUCGAUGGUAACUUUCAGUGUGACGUUGCUAGUGGCAAUCUUCGUAUCAAACGCGAAAGCGUAGGUUUGCGACUCGUUGAAGCCAAUUGAUGAAGUAACAGAUUGCAGUCCAUACAAAUCCUGUGUCGGCAGACUGCGCUCCACGCUCCUCUCAAAUAGAUUGUCUGGCAUAAACUGGCCAGGCACAUCGAUCUCGUAGUGCGAAAUAUCAAGUCCUU
Molecule: messenger RNA, 2504 nt
Organism: Ogataea polymorpha
Lineage: Eukaryota; Fungi; Ascomycota; Pichiomycetes; Pichiales; Pichiaceae
Exons: 1
Coding region: 12-1109 (365 amino acids)
Biological process (GO): mRNA pseudouridine synthesis; tRNA modification
Cellular component (GO): mitochondrion
Molecular function (GO): pseudouridine synthase activity; RNA binding
Source: RefSeq, a predicted model, not a curated record